Paramuricea clavata is the source of this 7760-nucleotide messenger RNA. The record is from the annotation of a GenBank genome assembly. NCBI's taxonomy places the organism in Eukaryota, Metazoa, Cnidaria, Anthozoa, Malacalcyonacea, Plexauridae.
CAAUCAAUGCCCUCCCUACACCAACACAGGUGACGUAGGCGGACACAUGAUCUACCAGGUGUUACGCUUCCCAUUCGUAACACUUUUAAACCCUCACCACGGCGCUCUGCCACAAACAGAACCAAUGCUGGAGUUCAAAAUGAAGGACGUGGUGGUGUUAUUCUGUUUUGUUUUUCUUGUUGUGGAAAUCUCAGCGCUACCGACAAAUUUACCAACAAACCAAGGUAAACCAAUUUGAAGUUGUUUUAGUUUUACACCUAACACUACUGAUUAUCAACAUACUGAAGUGGAUUCAAGCUUCCGUAGUUUGUAUCUAAACUACUUGAAAAAGAUAAACACAUUCAUGUUUUCGAGCGAAAGCACUUUCUUUGGAGUACAGCAUACCUACAGCUACGAACUAAGGCGUCACUGGACGUGCUUUCGUUCGAAACGUAGCAAUUUUUCUCAGGUAGUUCAGACACCAACCAGUCUGUCAAACAAGAGAGCACACGAUUUUUUUUUCUGUGUUGGUAGAGAGCACACAUUUGAUGCUAUAAUACAUAUUUAAAUAUACUACAUUAAAGUCAAAAUUUAUAUAUUCUUAGUAGCAAAAGCUUGAUUGUACUGUGAAAAACGCGACGUUUCUGGACGCAUUAGUCGAAAAUUCAUGACGAGUGAUUUUGCGCACUGCGACUAAUUGUUGAUAGUUUGCAUUAUUAAAACUCUCAAAUAUCCUGAAAGCGAAUAUCCGGAUCAAAACUUGGCUUCCUGUAUAAGUUCAAGGCCAAUACACUGAAUUUACCGACCCGAAAAUUUUUUUUCAAUUUAGACAAAUUAUUAUUCGAAAUUUUUGGCGUUUUAGUUUUUGCUCUUUGCCCAAAAUUUCCGCCGACGAAAAGCUUUCAACAAUAUUGAAACAGCGGUGUAUCGCUUUAAUAGGCGCUUUUGUUUAGUGUGAUAUUUCCAUUAAAUAGCGCUUCACUGUUUAUUUUCUCAGCUGUAAACUAUUUGCGCAAAUUCUUGAUCGCACGCAAAAGAAUUUUCCAGCAAUUCGUUUAUAUCGCGUCGCUGCGUGCAAAACGCUGAUAUAAAAGUGUUAGCUAUAUACAGAGAAUAUAAAUAACUGACAAACUACUGAUUUCCUAUAGAAUUUUUGAACAGUUAUUGCUUGAAGGAUGUGCCUUAAUUGAAACUGAAGAUUUAAGUAAACACAAUAUACCUUUGAUGCAAACACACUCGGUGUUAUUUCACAUGCAGUUCUCAACACUCACAAAGCCAGCAAUAUAUCAUGUUCUAUGAUUGGCCAUCUGAAAAAAAAAAUUGAUUAAUUUUAAUGAUAGUUCGAUCAGUUCUAAACUGUUCUCCUUAAUUUGGACAUUUCGCUCAACACACUUUCACGAACGAGGAGUUUCAGUUGUUGCACUUGGGAGGUAAAUUUUUUGCCUGAAAUUUCCAUCGACAAAAAGCUUUCAACAAUAUUGAAACAGCGGCCAGUCGCUUUAGUAACGCCCAUCCCUUACUGGACAGGAGACCAGAGUAUACCCAGGGAAUAAUUUCGCCUCCUCACAUAAAAUUGUAAUCAGACAACUGCAUAUUGAGGGUCUCCCAGAGCAUAGAAUAAAGAUCCAUAUAGAAGCCACUUACGUCGGAAGCUUUGAAGUUUCUGUCCUCGCGCAUGUCGCAUUAGUCAUUACGCAUGUUGGCCGCCAUUUUCCUAGCCAGUCAAUGGCAUUUUCUGGCCAAACACGCUGUACUGGCUGGCUGCUCCGUCUUCUGGCCAGUAAACCGGAUCAAAACUUGGCUUCCUGUAUAAGUUCAAGGCCAAUACACUGAAUUUACCGACCCGAAAAUUUUUUUUCAAUUUAGACAAAUUAUUAUUCAAAAUUUUUGGCGUUUUAGUUUUUGCUCUUUGCCCAAAAUUUCCGCCGACGAAAAGCUUUCAACAAUAUUGAAACAGCGGUGUAUCGCUUUAAUAGGCGCUUUUGUUUAGUGUGAUAUUUCCAUUAAAUAGCGCUUCACUGUUUAUUUUCUCAGCUGUAAACUAUUUGCGCAAAUUCUUGAUCGCACGCAAAAGAAUUUUCCAGCAAUUCGUUUAUAUCGCGUCGCUGCGUGCAAAACGCUGAUAUAAAAGUGUUAGCUAUAUACAGAGAAUAUAAAUAACUGACAAACUACUGAUUUCCUAUAGAAUUUUUGAACAGUUAUUGCUUGAAGGAUGUGCCUUAAUUGAAACUGAAGAUUUAAGUAAACACAAUAUACCUUUGAUGCAAACACACUCGGUGUUAUUUCACAUGCAGUUCUCAACACUCACAAAGCCAGCAAUAUAUCAUGUUCUAUGAUUGGCCAUCUGAAAAAAAAAAUUGAUUAAUUUUAAUGAUAGUUCGAUCAGUUCUAAACUGUUCUCCUUAAUUUGGACAUUUCGCUCAACACACUUUCACGAACGAGGAGUUUCAGUUGUUGCACUUGGGAGGUAAAUUUUUUGCCUGAAAUUUCCAUCGACAAAAAGCUUUCAACAAUAUUGAAACAGCGGCCAGUCGCUUUAGUAACGCCCAUCCCUUACUGGACAGGAGACCAGAGUAUACCCAGGGAAUAAUUUCGCCUCCUCACAUAAAAUUGUAAUCAGACAACUGCAUAUUGAGGGUCUCCCAGAGCAUAGAAUAAAGAUCCAUAUAGAAGCCACUUACGUCGGAAGCUUUGAAGUUUCUGUCCUCGCGCAUGUCGCAUUAGUCAUUACGCAUGUUGGCCGCCAUUUUCCUAGCCAGUCAAUGGCAUUUUCUGGCCAAACACGCUGUACUGGCUGGCUGCUCCGUCUUCUGGCCAGUAAACUGCAUAUUUUUGCAUAAAAAAAACGAGGACACGUUGCACCGCUGAGCUAGCGGCCCUUCUGUUACUGAUCUUUAUUCUGUGUCCCAGAGGUUUUUAGGGAACAAUGCGGAUUUUGCAAUGGGAACACGGGAACAAAACCAAAAAAAAUAAGGAACAAGGGAUCGACAUGUAGCAUUUGUGAUGUUACUCUGAGUGUGCAUCCACACCGGGCAAGCUGAAAAGUUUGCCUGACCACGAUGCGAAUCGAACCCAAGACCUUUGGGAUACUAGUCCAAUGCUCUUUGGGAUACUAGUCAAUGCUGGUGGAUUCGAUUCCCACCGUGGUCAGACAAACUUUUCAGCUUGCCCGGUGUGGAUGCACACUCAGAGUAACACCACAAACAUCAUCUUCACCUGAGUACAUAACACCAACACACAUAAAAGAGUAUCAUAUCUUAGAAUACAUUAGGGCCAUUUAUACCGAACAAAAUAAGACGCGACUUACAUAAGACGCGACUUAAGUAAGACGCGAGUUUGUCGUAUAAAAGGUACAAAAUUCUUACGUAAGACGCGUCUUGGAUAAGACGCGUCUUACAUAAGAACAGGUCUUUUAGCUGUUCUUAUUUAAGUCGCGUCUUAAAUAAGAAAUUUUGAACAAAAAGUCUAACUACACAUGCCAGAAACUUGAAACAACGUAAAAUUUAAUGCCUUGCAUGUUAAAACAAAAACAACCAAAACAACAUUAUAGCUACAGCAAAUAAAUAAGACCAAAGCCGUAGAGACUACCAUUUAUGCGAUAACUCCACUUAUUUAAGUCGCGUCUUAUGUAAGUCGCGACUUAUUUUGUCACGUAUAAAUGGCCCUAUUGACUCGAACCGACAGUGACAUCCCAAAGGUCGCGGGUACGUUCGAUUCCCACCGUGGUCAGGCAAACUUUUCAGAUUGCCCGGUGUGGAAUCUGUGGAUGUACACUCAGAGUAACAUCACAAACAUCAUAUUUACCUGACUACAUAUGUAAGCUGGGGGAGCAAAGGAACAUGGCGAGGGUUUGACUACCUCAGGGGCGUUCGUUGCGGGUGAUAUCCGUAAACUUGACACUUUAACGUUCACCCUAACCCUCGCAACGAACGCCCAAACCGACAUAGUGGAAUUUCUGUGGGGGAACAAGGGACGGAGGGAAACUUAUCAAGUGAUCACGGGAACAUAGACCUCCCCCCCUGGAGGACCCUCUUAGCAGGAACCGAACCAAGGUCGCAGAAUACACAUGCACUAAAAACUAUGCCACCAAAACUAACCAUUUUUUUCCAAAAAAAGUCUAUAGUUGAUAAUAUUAUAUUAUAAAAUCAAAUCGACUAGAUUUUUGCAUCUAUGAUUUGUACGUGGUUAUCCUAGUCAGUCCAUGGUCACUAAUAUCUAAAUCAUCUAUCUUAGUGUCAAGCAUCCAGGAACUGUUUGUCAAUGCUACGAAUGACGCAAUCAAAAGGGGAAUCAUCACACUCACAGUUGGUAAGUUACGAGAAACAAGAUAGUACUUUGACCCAGUAUUACUCGCGAUGUUAAUUUGCUUUUGAAAUAUGACUUGGAAUGUUUGUUUGUAAGUUCGGAAUGUUCGCUGUAAAGUUCCGAAGUAUAAGUAGUAAUUGGCUAGUUAGAUAAGCAAGCCAAUCAAAUUGCUUACUAUCGAAUCAUCGUAAAUCAUCGGAAUCACUAAAGUACACCUAACCUCGAUUCUUUUUAUCAUCUCAUUCCUAAGAAUCUUUGAUAUGAUAUUGUAACUUAAUUUUCGUUUGCACACUUUGUCUCUGAGUUAUUUCCGUUUUAUUGAUAUGCAAAUGUCCGUAAUUUACGUCACAUAUGAAUAAUGACUGAUCAGAUAAUGUAAGGUACAGUUAAAUAUCAUGAAAUAAAAAGGCUAAAUGGUGUUUUACAUAGGUAUAUGUAAUCCUCUCACAACUCCAAACUUCAUUUUAAUGAAUUAAAUUCGAUUGUGAAAACGAUAUACAUGCUUUUACUUUAAGUCAUUAUGCAUUUGUGACGUAAAUUCCGGAUAUUUGCAACCAAACAAUUUGAACAAACGAAAAUCUUCAAAAUAAGUUAUUAUAUCAUUUCAGAAGUUCUUAAAAAUGAGAUGAUAAAAAUAAUUGAGGUUAAGUGCACUUUAAUGAAUUCAAUUAUUCAACAUUUAUUGUUUCCUUUAGACUCGAGCAGUCAACGUUCCGACGUUAACGCGCCAACCAACUACGACUGUACAGUACGCGCUGUUCCAACGGCUGUUCGCAGAAGACUACGCCUGAGCACAUUCUAUACACAAUACGCGCACGCGUACGGGAUACCUGUGGUCAGUUCGAGCCGCGUCAAGAGAGGGGCCUUGGAACGAGCAUGUUACGUCAUGAGGUUCCUAUUUGCCGACCGGAAAGAUGUACGAGAUUGGUUCUACCGGAGAAACGGUCGUGCCGGGAUAAUGGCGAGAUCCGAAGGCACGACGACUAUUCCCGAACAUAGCUUCCUGCCGGCAUGGUGGAACCAACGUGCGCGGGGUCUGGGCGCUACUAUCCAAGUCCCCAUCUCAACUGGAGGGGAGGAGAACCUUUUAUGCGAAUCCGGAGACAGAUAUUACAAUGAGGAUAUCUUCCUACACGAAUUUGUCCAUGGUAUACAUAAUUUGGGAGCUACCGGUGCAAUUCCGACUUUUGAUAGACGGCUACGGGCCGCGUACAACAGCGCGCGGUCAAGAGGACUGUGGCGGAGUACCUACGCUUUGAGUACGGACAGAGAAUACCUUGCUGAAGGGACUCAAAGUUUCUUUAAUGUCAACGCGUACUCAGCAAGGCCUAAUGGAGUACACAAUAGCAUUAAUACCAGGGACAAAUUGCGCAGUUACGAUCCGACACUUUAUAACUUGGUUAAAGAAGUGUUCCCAUGUGAAAACAACUUUCUGAAGAGAUGUGACGCUAAGAAUGGUAAGUUUCGGUUGCGAAUGGUUAGCGCAUAUGCCUCUGUUACUCGGUCGCAAGUUCGCCUUGACAGUUGACACUAUCAAACGCCCCAGCGCUAAUUACAAGUGAUUUAAUGAACUAUCCAGAUAAUAACUAAACCCAUGGGCGUACCGGAAGGAAAAAAUUAGGGGGGCGGAAAGAAAAUUGCCCGACUUUUCGGGAUUCUGCCCGACUAGUACCAAAAAAAUUUUUCCGGAAAAAUAAUUUUGUAAUUUUGUUAACCAUAGUUUAGUUUACAUAACUAAAAAUAGUUUAGUUUACAUUUCUGAAAAUAAUUGAAAUUAGCAGUUAGCACACUAUGAAUAUGUGUACUGUAUUGUAUGUGUUAAAAAGAAAGAGCAAGCCAAAUUUUGUAAGUAAAUAGUGGAAAAUAGUCAUAUAUAAGGGAACUGAUUUAUGGUGAUAUUUAAUUGAACUUUGGAAACAAAGAACAGAAAACUGAUUUAAAACUACCUUUAAAAUGUGUUAUAUUUUAGGUAUAACGGCACCGUCAUUUAGAAUGGACUGCAAAAGUAAGUGGAAUAAUUCGUUACAUGAUUAUUUCCAUAUUAUAAUGUCUAUAAUUGUUUGGCCAGGAUUUUGAAAUUGAAUCUUAACACACACUGUAUUUUCUUUCUUUUCAAAGAUGGAGGAGGAACAGUAGUUACAGAUAAACCUCCCAAACCUAACACCCCACCUAUUCCCACCCCACCUAUCCCCACUCCACCUAAACCAGACACUCCACCUGUCCCAACACCACCAAAACCAGACACUCCACCAGUCCCUACUCCACCAAAACCAGAUACUCCCCCUGUCCCAACACCAUCAAAACCAGACACUCCUCCUGUCCCAACACCACCAAAACCAGAUACUCCACCAGUCCCUACUCCACCAAAACCAGACACUCCCCCUGUCCCAACACCGCCAAAACCAGACACUCCUCCUGUCCCAACACCACCAAAACCAGAUACUCCACCGGUCCCUACUCCACCCAAACCAGACACUCCCCCUGUCCCUACUCCUCCAAAACCAGACACUCCCCCUGUUCCUACUCCACCAAAACCAGAUACUCCACCGGUCCCUACUCCACCCAAACCAGACACUCCCCCUGUCCCUACUCCUCCAAAACCAGACACUCCCCCUGUUCCUACUCCUCCAAAACCAGACACUCCCCCUGUUCCCACUCCACCAAAACCAGACACUCCCCCUGUCCCCACGCCACCAAAACCAGACACACCUCCAGUGCCUACCCCUCCAGUGCCUACCCCUCCAGUGCCUACCCCUCCUCGUCCUACUACGAAGAAAACCCUACCGCCAAGUAAGUAAGGUUUCUACUUGAGUGUCCAGAUUUUAAAAUUUCCGUUUAACUAAUUGUAAGAUAAAAAUUGAUAUGGAAUUUAUAUUCUUUUUCUUUUUCUUGAAACUUUGUUUCUUUUCGCCCAAAUGUCAGCAUAAAUAUGACCGACAUCACAAUCGUUUAGGUCAACAGGACUGUAUUGUAAUACAGCUUAGUACAAAUACAAUUAAACACGAUAUUUUUCACUUUCAGAUUGUUACGACCGGAACAGUAACUGCGCUUAUUGGGCCAGAAUUGGAGAGUGCAGACGUAAUCCUAAUUAUAUGCGCCCGAACUGCUGCAGAUCAUGUAAAUCUCCCGGACCCAGACCGACCCGACCUAAACCUACUUGCAGGGAUUACAACAAUUAUUGUGGGUACUGGGCAAGAAUUGGAAACUGUCGAUAUAGCUACUAUAACUAUUCUAGGUACAAUUACAUGGCCAGGUACUGUCGUAGGAGUUGCGGUUUCUGCCGCUAAUGAUCUCGGUACAUUAUGGAAGGUAUAUUAAGAUAUACUAAAGUAUUAUAAGGUAUAAUUUGGUAUAGGAAACUUUUCCUAAAGGUUAGAUUUAAGCACAUAAUUUUUGGUUGGUAAAUACAAGUAGAAUACGAAAAAUGUGAUGUGGUGUUUUUAUUGUAUAUUAUAUUAAAACAUUUUAUUCCUACA